CAUUUCCCAUACACUCGGUGGUGGGUUGUAAGAAAUGUCACAGUAAAUGUGACUACUAAUUACGUCUUUCACGCUGGCUGUGCAGCAUGGUUAGAGAAUCAGGUUUGUAACUCCUGGGUAUGUUCAAUAACAUAUGCUUUUGCAAAACUGUCUGUAAGCAUGCUGCAUCAUUUUUGUUGAGGGCAAUCAGCCAGAGAAUUAGGUCUACAAUAUGGCUAUAUGGAGUGUUCAAACUUUAUUUGGAAAUAAGAUUCUUUUUCAUACUAAAUUAUCUUUGUUGUUUAGUUAAUUUUCUAAUCCACAAGCACAGUUGUAAAUGGGGCAUUUCACCACGCACCUGAUAUCAGGAACUGUUCGCUGCCAGCUUCAUGAAGCUCAUUUGAGCACUCACAAUUAGGCUUCUACCAUAUAGUUCUUCCUGUUAAGGCUGCAUUGACCCUGUGGUUUCCUGUCUCAAAAUAGCAGCUAUUUCAGUCAUCAAGUGGACUACACUGAUAGGAAAUGUUCUAGUUUGACUGAACAGCCAAACGUCACAGAUGCUGUAGAGUGAAAGGUAGUACAUUUUUCACCUACCUUAUUUUGCGAUGUAUCAUCUAAAUACCUCCUACUCCAACUCCACAUUCUCUUGGAAUACUGGCCAGGUGGUCGCCAGCUUUGUCUUAGGGCUGUGCUGUCUGGUGGGCGUCCCUGGCAACAUUGCGGUCAUCGUGGGCAUACUUCAUAAUUACAAGAAAGAGAAUUUCACUCGGAAGCUGAUACUGAACCUGGCCAUCUCUGACCUCUUGUCCCUUCUAACACUCCCAGUGUCAAUCUACUCUCUGCUGCAUGGCUGGGAUUUCGGCCAAUUUCCCUGCAAGCUCUUAUCCUACGCAGUUUACUGCUGUUUAUACACCAACGUGCUGAUGGUCACCCUGAUGAGUGUGCAGCGUUACCUGGUAGUGCUGUACAAACAGUGCUGGGCAAGACUGCGUAGGACACGUGAGAUGGUGCUGCUGGUUUCAAUGUGGGUGCUGGCAUGUCUCCUUGCCUCUCCAAACAUCCUAUCCUGGGACACUGUGGACAAGAAUAAUUUACGGAUGUGUCAAAGGAGCCCAAGGACAGAUGAGGAGAAAGUGGCUGUUCUGCUUGGGGAGACUUUGCUGGGGUUUGUCAUCCCUUUCUCCAUCCUGCUCACCUCUUACUUCUGCCUUCACAAGAAAGUGAAUCAGACCACCUUCUUCAACAACCAGAGGACGACCUGGCUGGUGACCAGCAUCGUGGCAACCUUCUUCAUCCUCUGGUUUCCCGCACAUGUCAUAAACAUAUUGGACAUCACCACCACCCUGUUGAGAACAUCCCAGCCAACUGUAUACGAAAAGUUGAAGCGCUUCAGGAGAGCCAGUGGGGACAUCGCUAAGACUUUGGUCUUCAUCAACAGCUGUGUGAACCCCUUUCUGUAUGCCUUUGCAUAUCGUCCAGUGUGCCGCAGUUCAGAGCCUGUCUAGAAGGACACUCAGGCAUGACUCGCCUGAAGAUGUCUUGGCUUCUUCCAUUUCUCCUUGGAAUCCAAGCCUUUGUGGCCGCCAUAGUUUUCCUCUUUCUGAAAGUACUGGUAAGGGCUCUAACAAUUUGAUCAUCGCAUGUCAAAAUUAACAAUCAGUAAUUCAAAAUUAUGUCUGAAUAAAGUUUCUUGGGUCCUAAGUCGCCAGAUGACUCCAUGUAUUUAGGGACCUGUUAACAACUGUUUUAAAUUCUAACCUGAGUGUUAUAGCUGUUUGCAUUUAGUAAACUUUGCUAUCCCACUGUUUUUGUGAAGGUCGACUAAAUCCUAUAUUAAGGGGUCAGUAUAUAAUCUUCCUGAUUUUCCACAUUGGCUUAAAAGUUGCAUUAUUAUUAUUAUUAUUCUUCUUAUUAUUAUUAUUAUUAUUAUUAUUAUUAUUCAUAAUAAUAAAAUUGUCUCUGCUGGUUUUUGAUUGGAAUUGGUCAGUUGAGUCCUAUGUUUGCAUUUUGUUGUUUUGUUUGUUUCUGUGUUGUUACACAAUAAGGAAGAAAACAUAACAAUGAGCAAAACUGGACAAUUUGUCUUCACAUCAUCUACAUACAAAAAUGCAGUUAUUAAUCAUUCAAUCAAUUUAGAGAGAUACCACCUCUAAAUAAGUAACCUCCUCUUAAGUUACAAGAAAUCCAGUCUGUGGUGUGUAGAGUGUCAAUCCAUGCCUUUGUCUUUGUUGUGUGACCCCCUGUAAUCCUGUAUUUUGUAUCAUUCUGUAUGUCUUACCUGUUUGUGUUAUGUAUGCACCUACUGUGUCCUCCUUGAGGACAAAUUAUUUAUCUAUCUAUCUAUCUAUCUAUCUAUCUAUCUAUCUAUCUAUCUAUCUAUCUAUCUAUCUAUCUAUCUAUCUAUCUAAUGUUCUGUAUGGAACUGUUCACUGCACAAAAAUCGCAAUGUAAAAUUUGUCUGUGAUAUGUGCAAGUAGAGCUGUCACCACUAUGAAU
Molecule: messenger RNA, 2475 nt
Organism: Anguilla rostrata (American eel)
Lineage: Eukaryota; Metazoa; Chordata; Actinopteri; Anguilliformes; Anguillidae
Product: leukotriene B4 receptor 1-like
Exons: 1
Coding region: 585-1484 (299 amino acids)
Biological process (GO): cell chemotaxis; immune response; G protein-coupled receptor signaling pathway
Cellular component (GO): external side of plasma membrane; membrane
Molecular function (GO): C-C chemokine binding; C-C chemokine receptor activity
Source: RefSeq, a predicted model, not a curated record